ACAGGGUCUGCCCUUCCCUUUUACUCAUUGGCUCACCACUCUGACCACAGGGCUUGUGGUCUGGGAAGCGACCAAUGAAAAAGAGGCAAGGUUCCUUCAACAGUGUUGUGUCUAAAAGAGACAGUGUGGUAUUCUUGUUUUUCUUGUCACCCUGAGGGGAAUGUAGCAUGUUGCAACUGUUUCAGAACGCAAAAGACAGCAGUUUGGAUUUGUAUGUGUGUAAGGAUGCCUGUGUUUGAGACACAGACAGAGGGCGAGAGAGCGAAAGUGAGAGAGGGGGGAGUGUGUGUGUGUGUGUGUGUGUGUGUGUGCUCCUGGCUGACAGAGAAGCAGAGAGAAUGCUGUGGUCUUUAAGAGCAGACAGGCGCCAUAAAGACACAUACACACAAAACCACACCAACAUGCACACACACAUAUGAACACCCUCCCUCAUACUCGCUCUCUCUCACACACACAUUUCCGACAGGCGUACAUGCUGUCUGCAGCACAUGCGCAUUCAGGCUGCACGCACACACACAAGUGCAUGCUGUCUGGCUGAUUAGCUUGCAAGGGCUGUCUACAGCAUCCAGGGAGACGGCGCUACAGGAGGCAGCAGGGCUUUGCUACGGCGGAGGAAGGAAAGAGGAAGGAAAGAGGAAGGAAAAAUAAGGGGAGCCUGAAGCUCUUGGAUUAGUUUCAACCUCAGACAUAAUUUAACCAGCCCAGGGAGACACAAUGGAGUGACUGGGAUACUGCGGGGGAAGCUACUGGGAGGAGGACUGUGGACUGUGUGUGUGUUGGGAUCAUCACUGAGGCACAUACGGGGCUGAUGCAGCAGGAGGACGACUGGGCCCGGCCCCUGGAUCCGGUGCGCUGUGGGGGAGGGGCACUUUGCAGAGUAGACGCAACGCAGGGAGACGAGGAGAGAGCCUGUUUUUCCCCACACCGAGAGCUCCGCUGUGAUUCUGUAGCCUGACCACCCGUCUGCUAGCAACAUCACAGGCCUGGCUCCCUAUUUCUCUCUCUCUGUCUCUCCUUCCUUCUCUUUCUCUCUCCAUUGUCAUUUGUCUCCCGCUUUCUCUCUGUCACUCCCUGUCCUCUUCCUCUGUCCCAUCGCUCAAUACUACGGUCAUCUUUCCCACCCUGUCGUCACCGUCACCGUCUUUCCAUCCCUCCAUCCUUCUAAGCUCCUCUCUCCUCUUUUAUCUCCAUCUGUCAGUCUGUCUGACCUAUCUUUCAUUACAACAUCUUGGCUUUUCUCUCUUCCCUCUCCUCCUCCAUUGCCUCUCUUUGCCCUUCAGACAGUCCCCCUCUCACUCUCCAUCUUCUCCCAUCCUAUCCUCCCCCUCUCCCCACUCUGCUGUUUGAUUUGGGUCAGUUCUGCUCACCAGCUGGGAUGAGAUGUAGUCUCUGGAGCUUGGGGAUCCAGGGGGCUCCUGGCCUGCCGUUUGCGGGGCACCCUCAUCUGUGGACCGUCCUCACACUGGGGCCCAUAUCUGGACGCACUGGGUGGGUGGCCUGCUUCCAGGACAACUGCAUGUAGGGACGGACUGUGAGCACCAGUGGACCCUGUCCUUCUCCCCCUCCACCCCUCGCCCCCCCCACCCUCGGCGGGGGGAAGCUGUCGCUCUGGAGUGUCCCGGCCUGGCCGGCUGCGGCCUACACGCUGCCCACACGCUGACGACGAAUCCCUCCUCAUGCUGCUGGGACACCUGCAGCGCCCCCACCCCCAGCCCGCUCCACUACCGGUCCUCCUGUCUGGGAAAGCGCCCCUCGCCCCCCGUCACCCUAAGCAUGGGUGUGGUAGAGGCCAUUGACCCCGCCUCGCCGUCCCCUUGCCCCUCGCCCGUGCCAGGCGGCUACCGGCUGCCCCGCUCUUCCACCAGCUACAGCCAGCUGCAGGGGAGGGGAGGAGGGCCAGACCUGGAGCUGGACCUAGGUGCGGCUGCCGGAGGGGUUCUGGAAGGGUCUGGGAUGGCAGCGGAGCGCAGGACACCUCUAGUAGACCUGUUCUGUGAGACCUGCUCGAGACCCUGGCUCAUCGGAUGGUGGGACCAGUUUAAGAGGAUGUUGAACCGGGAGCUAUCUCACCUGUCAGAGAUGAGUCGUUCAGGGAACCAGGUGUCUGAAUACAUCUCCACUACCUUCCUGGAUAAGCAGAAUGAGGUAGAGAUCCCGUCUCCGACCCUGCGGGAGCGAGAGCGGGACAAGCCCAUGUGUCAUAUCAGUGGAGUGAAGAAGCUGACGCACAGCUCCAGCCUGUCCAUCAACACCACCAUGCCACGCUUCGGAGUCAAGACGGAACAGGAGGACGCACUGGCCAGGGAGCUGGAUGACUUGAAUAAGUGGGGCCUUAAUAUCUUUCGUCUGGCUGAAUUCUCCAAUAAUAGGCCUCUCAGCUGCAUCAUGUUCGCCAUCUUCCAGGAGAGGGAUCUGUUGAAGACGUUUCGAAUCCCUGUCGACACCUUCGUGACCUACGUUAUGACCCUGGAGGACCACUACCAUGCCAACGUGGCCUACCACAACAGCCUCCACGCCGCUGACGUCACCCAGUCCACCCACGUCCUGCUGUCCACACCGGCUCUGGACGCCGUGUUCACUGAUCUGGAGAUCCUGGCUGCGUUAUUCGCUGCUGCCAUCCAUGAUGUGGAUCAUCCUGGCGUGUCCAACCAGUUCCUCAUCAACACCAACUCGGAGCUGGCUCUGAUGUACAACGAUGAGUCAGUCCUGGAGAACCACCACCUGGCCGUGGGCUUCAAGCUGCUCCACGAGGACAACUGUGACAUCUUCCAGAACCUCAGCAAGAGGCAGAGACAGAGCCUGCGCAAGCUCGUUAUCGAUAUGGUGUUGGCGACGGAUAUGUCCAAGCACAUGAGUUUGCUGGCUGAUCUGAAGACCAUGGUGGAGACGAAGAAGGUGACCAGUUCAGGAGUGCUCCUGCUCGACCACUACACUGACCGCAUCCAGGUGCUGAGGAACAUGGUGCACUGUGCGGACCUAAGUAACCCCACCAAGCCCCUGGUCGUGUACAGAGAGUGGACUGAGCGCAUCAUGGAGGAGUUCUUUAGACAGGGGGACAAGGAGAGGGAGAGAGGCAUGGAGAUCAGCCCCAUGUGUGACAAACACACUGCUUCUGUGGAGAAGAGUCAGGUGGGCUUCAUCGACUACAUUGUGCACCCUCUGUGGGAGACGUGGGGGGACCUGGUGCACCCUGAUGCCCAGGACAUCCUGGACACUCUGGAGGACAACAGGGACUGGUACCAGAGCACCAUCCCCCAGAGCCCCAUCUCCCCACCCCCAAUCCCCCUCGGCCCAGACAAGAGGCUCAACGCCUGCAUCGACAAGUUCCAGUUCAAGCUCACCUUGGAUGACGACACCGAGGGAGGACAGGAGGAGGAAGAAGAGGAAGAGGAGGAGGAGGAGGAGGAGGGGAAAACCACCCCCAAUCACAUGGUGCUGGACUGCAGUCAGGGAGAGGAGGAAGACAAGAAAGAAGAGGAGGAAGGAGAGGAUGUGUUAAAGGAUGAAAGGGAAGGAGACAUCAUCGAGGAGGAAGGGGAAGUAGGGAUGGAGGAGGAGGUAGAGGAGGAGGAGGAGGAGAAGAGGGGAGUUCUUCAGAAAGCUCAGUCAGGGGUGGAGAUACACUCUGACACAAGCCCCGUGGAGGACGAGGAGGACGAAGACUCCUCCUCACCAGCUGAUGACACAUGAGUUCCGCUCCUCUCUCCCUGGCCACACCCCACAUGCACACACCACGCCCCUGUUGUCCACCCUUUAUUUCCAAUGGCCAAAACCCAAGAUCAAAUAAGACUACAUAGACCUUAGACAAUAGACCUUUAAAUCUAUUUUUCAAAAAGGGAACACAAAUAAUAUUGCUUAAAGAAAAGCUAUUUACACAGCAACUGUAGAUUUGGAGUUGGAGCUGGAGGUGUUUCUUCCAGCUGAUGCUAUGAGGAACAGCUAUGAGGACAAAGAGGAACAUAGAGAAGCAUUAAUAAUGGGCCAUUGAAGACAGUGUAGCACUGGAACUGAACACACACACACAUAGACAUGCACAAACUCACCUCCACACACAAACACACCUCACUCACACACUUUGAUUCACGGAGAAAAAAAAACUCUGAAGUCUACACACGAGAAUGUGUGUGUUUGUGUGUGUGUUUGACUCUGAUUGGUAACGAAUCUCUUUGGAAAAAGCCAUCUCUAUAUGGAGUAUUAACUAGCGUCAGUCAGUAUUACUAGUUCAUGUUUGUUAGAAUUCAACAAGAACUCUGUUUUUUUCUGAGUGACUUAUUUUCCAUUUCUGUCGGAAAGAAGACUACAGAUAUCUAUCUAUAGAGGAGGAGAGGCGCGAGAAAAGAAGACUACAGAUAUCUAUCUAUAGAGGAGGAGAGGAGCGAGAAAAGAAGACUACAGAUAUCUAUCUAUAGAGGAGGAGAGGAGCGAGAAAAGAAGACUA
Molecule: messenger RNA, 4438 nt
Organism: Oncorhynchus mykiss (rainbow trout)
Lineage: Eukaryota; Metazoa; Chordata; Actinopteri; Salmoniformes; Salmonidae
Product: 3',5'-cyclic-AMP phosphodiesterase 4C
Biological process (GO): signal transduction
Molecular function (GO): 3',5'-cyclic-nucleotide phosphodiesterase activity
Source: RefSeq, a predicted model, not a curated record